ACCACAGUGACUAAGGAGGAAACAGCUAAUUUAAUCGUAGCUCCUGCCACUGACACUCUUGCGUCCUAUGGGCAAGAACGCGAGCCGCCUCGCCGCCGUCCUCGUCGUGCUGCUGCUGCUGGCGCUCCGGCAGCUGGAGGCCGACGAGGUCUCGUUCUCGUGCUCCGGCGUGAUCUCCGACGUGUCCCCGUGCAUGGGAUUCCUGCAGGGAGACGAGGAGCACCCCUCCAGCGAGUGCUGCGACGGCCUGUCCGGCCUGGCCGCCGCCGCGGCCACCACCGAGGACCGGCAGGCGGCGUGCGAGUGCCUCAAGUCGGUCGCCGGCCAGUUCACCGCCGUCGAGGCCGCGCCGGCGAGGGACCUGCCGGCGGACUGCGGCCUCUCCCUGCCGUACACCUUCUCCCCCGACGUCGACUGCUCCCAGAUUGAGUGAAAAGAACAAAAAAAAAAAGGAUGGGAUUUGUUGUGCCUGUUGGGAUGAUUGACAGUGUGCCCUGUGUGCUUGGACUGCGUUAAGCCAGAAUUAGUGUGUCAGCAUGUGCGCCGUCACUAUAUUAUGAUUGUCUUCGGCUUUGUGCUAA
Molecule: messenger RNA, 581 nt
Organism: Oryza brachyantha (malo sina)
Lineage: Eukaryota; Viridiplantae; Streptophyta; Magnoliopsida; Poales; Poaceae
Product: non-specific lipid-transfer protein 4.1-like
Exons: 2
Coding region: 68-433 (121 amino acids)
Biological process (GO): lipid transport
Cellular component (GO): membrane
Molecular function (GO): lipid binding
Source: RefSeq, a predicted model, not a curated record